Messenger RNA from Ilex paraguariensis (yerba mate), 3446 nucleotides. Lineage: Eukaryota; Viridiplantae; Streptophyta; Magnoliopsida; Aquifoliales; Aquifoliaceae. The record is from the annotation of a GenBank genome assembly.
GAACAAGGAGAACGGCCAUCAUUCACUGUCUCUCAGAUAGAUAGGCUCUAUCUCUGUUCUCUAAUAAUUAAUUCUUUCAGAUAAGGGAGGGACUCCACAGAGAGUGAGAGUGAGAGUGAGAGUGAGAGAGAAGGGUUAACUAUGGCGACAUCAAGAUUUUCUGCACCUUCGACUAGAGCAGAGUCCUUAUCGCACUGCUCUUCAAUCUCGAGGUGCCUGGAUUUCAGCUCCAGAAACAGAAGCUCCAGCCUCGUAUUGACUAGAACACGCCGUUUGCGGAGGGUUAAACUGUCUUCCUCGGUGAGGAACGUUUCCAGUGAACCAACGCAAAAGAUACAGGAUCCGAUCACUGACGAAGGAGUUCCAGGUGAUCUAAGUUCUUUCACACCGGAUGCUGCAUCAAUUGCCUCAAGUAUUAAAUACCAUGCAGAAUUCACACCAUUAUUUUCUCCCGAGCGGUUUGAGCUCCCUAAGGCUUUCUUUGCUACGGCACAAAGUGUUCGUGAUGCACUCAUCAUUAAUUGGAAUGCUACAUACGAUUUCUAUGAAAAGAUGAAUGCAAAACAGGCAUACUAUUUGUCAAUGGAAUUUCUACAGGGCAGAGCAUUGUUAAAUGCCAUUGGUAAUUUAGAGCUAACUGGUGCCUAUGGUGAGGCUUUGAGCAAGCUGGGACACAAUUUAGAGACUGUAGCUUGGCAGGAGCCAGAUGCUGCUCUGGGAAACGGGGGUCUUGGACGACUUGCUUCCUGUUUUCUAGACUCUUUGGCAACACUAAAUUAUCCAGCGUGGGGUUAUGGACUUAGAUACAAAUAUGGUCUCUUUAAACAGCGAAUUACAAAAGACGGCCAGGAGGAGGUUGCUGAAAAUUGGCUUGAGAUGGGAAAUCCUUGGGAAAUUGCUAGAAAUGAUGUCUCGUAUCCUGUGAAAUUUUAUGGCAAAGUUGUUAUGGGGUCAGAUGGAAAGAGGCACUGGAUUGGCGGAGAAGAUAUAGAGGCUUCUGCAUAUGAUGUCCCUAUACCAGGAUAUAAAACUAGAACCACAAUCAACCUUCGACUGUGGUCCACUAAAGUUCCAUCAAAAGAUUUUGAUUUGUACGCUUUCAAUGAUGGAGAGCACACUAAAGCCUGUGAAGCCCAAGUAAAUGCUGAAAAGAUUUGCUAUAUAUUAUACCCUGGUGAUGAAUCAGUGGAGGGGAAGAUUCUUCGUUUGAAGCAACAAUAUACCUUAUGCUCAGCUUCUCUCCAAGAUAUUAUUGCACGAUUUGAGAGGAGGUCUGGUGGGCAUGUGGAAUGGGAAGAGUUUCCUGAAAAAGUUGCAGUGCAAAUGAAUGAUACCCAUCCAACAUUGUGUAUCCCUGAGCUGAUGAGGAUAUUUAUAGAUUUGAAGGGCAUGAGUUGGAAGGAAGCUUGGAAUAUUACCCAAAGAACUGUGGCAUACACAAAUCACACUGUUUUGCCCGAGGCAUUGGAGAAGUGGAGUUUAGAACUUAUGCAGAAACUGCUUCCUCGACAUGUUGAGAUUAUAGAGAUGAUUGAUGACGAGCUGAUUCAUAACAUAGUAUCCAAGUUUGGAACAUCAGAUCUUCACUUGUUAGAGAAGAAAUUGAAUGCAAUGAGAAUCCUAGAAAACUGUGAUCUGCCUGCCUCUGUUGGUGAUGUAUUUGUUAAAGCAAAAGAAACCCCCGUUGUUGAUCCUAGUAAAGAUCUUGAAGUUACUCACGAAGUUGAACCUGCUGAUGAAGAUGAUGAAGUUGAAGUAGAAGAUAAUGAAGUUGAAGUAGAAGAUGAUGAUGUUGAAGUAGAAGAGAUGCCAAAGAAAAAAAAGUUGGAUCCGGAACCAGUUCCUAUACCCCCGAAGAUGGUCCGUAUGGCUAAUCUUUGUGUUGUGGGUGGUCAUGCAGUAAAUGGAGUUGCUGAGAUUCACAGCGAAAUAGUGAAGCAGGAAGUUUUCAAUGACUUUUAUCAGCUCUGGCCUGGGAAAUUUCAAAAUAAAACAAAUGGGGUGACACCAAGAAGAUGGAUCCGUUUCUGCAAUCCAGAUCUUAGCAACAUCUUAACUAAGUGGACUGGUGCAGAAGACUGGGUCCUCAGCACUCAGAAAUUGGCAGAGUUGCGGAAGUUUGCCGAUAAUGAAGAUCUCCAAAUUGAGUGGAGGGCAGCAAAAAGGAGCAAUAAGCUUAAGGUCGUAACAUACCUAAAACAAAAAACAGGGUACUCUGUCAGCCCUGAUGCAAUGUUUGAUGUCCAGGUGAAGCGUAUCCAUGAAUACAAGAGGCAACUGUUAAAUAUCUUGGGAAUUGUUUAUCGGUACAAGAAGAUGAAAGAAAUGGAUGCAGGAGAGAGGAUAGCAAAGUUUGUUCCUCGUGUUUGUAUAUUUGGGGGAAAAGCAUUUGCUACGUAUGUGCAAGCCAAGAGGAUUGUGAAACUCAUCACAGAUGUUGGGGCUACAAUAAAUCAUGAUCCUGAAAUAGGUGACUUAUUGAAGGUUGUAUUUGUUCCUGAUUACAAUGUCAGCGUCGCGGAAUUGCUAAUACCUGCUAGUGAGCUUUCGCAGCAUAUCAGUACUGCUGGGAUGGAGGCAAGUGGGACCAGCAACAUGAAGUUUGCAAUGAAUGGUUGCAUCUUGAUUGGGACCUUAGAUGGGGCAAAUGUUGAAAUAAGGCAAGAGGUUGGAGAAGACAACUUUUUCCUUUUUGGUGCUCAAGCACAUGAGAUUGCUGGGCUUCGAAAAGAGAGAGCCGAGGGCAAGUUUGUACCAGAUUCUUGUUUUGAAGAAGCCAAGGAAUUUGUCAGGAGUGGUGCUUUUGGGUCUUAUAACUAUGAUGAACUAAUGAAAUCCUUGGAAGGAAUUGAAGGUUUUGGCCGAGCAGACUAUUUCCUAGUGGGCAAGGACUUCCCAAGUUACAUAGAGUGCCAAGAGAUGGUCGAUGAGGCUUAUCGAGACCAAAGGAGAUGGACAAAGAUGUCGAUCUUGAACACUGCAGGCUCUUACAAGUUCAGCAGUGACAGAACAAUUCACGAGUAUGCCCGAGACAUAUGGAACAUUGAACCCGUUGAGUUGCCAUAGAGAAGACUGAAUCAACUCAAGGCAGCCACCCAACUGGGGAUGGCAAUGGACUAAGUAAAAAUGGUUAUUUGUCCAAAUCUGUCUUGUUUAGAUCGGAGAUGGAUCAUAUGUAUUAGACGGUGGACGUAUACGAAAAUGUCCAUAUGGAUUGACACUUACUCCUACCUCGCUUUACCCGUUAUUAGUAUUAUUAUUAUAUGUUGUUAAGAAUAUAAAUCUAUAUAUUAUUGAAUGGUUUUUUCUUUUGAAAAUUAUUUUAUUUUUUGACUUUUUUUUUCAUGUUUUUAGCUUGUAAAAGUGUAAAUUUUUGUGUUUUUGUAUUUUUUUAUGUUGGAUUAUGAUAUGUUACAUUAUGUUGUGUUGUAUGAUAUUGUGUUAGA